AGAGGACUUCUGUAAGUCAGACAGGAGAUAGUGAGGGCUUCUGUAAGUCAGACAGGAUAUAGUGAGGACUUCUGUAAGUCAGACAGGAGAUAGUGAGGACUUCUGUCUUUGGCUGUGGGGUUUUUUGAUCAUUACUUAAUCGGACUUGUGCUUAUAAUUUUGUUAGUUCUCUUAGUAUAAAAAUGAAAGUCAUCACUAUAUUGAUUCGCUGUUUGAUGUACAUCAUUUUAUGUACUUCAUCAAAAGCAGAUGUAAAACCCCAAAGCUACGUGAUGAAAUCUUCACUUGACAACAAAGUGUCGAAUGUCAGCCUCAUGGCAAUACAUCAUGCGGAGUCCCUCGCUAAAUGUUCCGCUAUAUGUGGUGGUGAACGUUGUGCAUGUUUUGGUUUUAAUCCCCAACUACAGAAAUGCCGCAUCCAUCAAUCAUGUGACCAAUCAGACAUAAUCAUUAUUGAAAGAGGAUGGAGGAAUUUUUAUCCUGACGUGCAACAUUUGCAUAAAAGCUGUAUGGAGAUUUUACAAAGUUACCCAGACGUGGAAGGAAAAGAUGGGGUAUAUUCAAUAAACGUCAAUGAUCAGGAAAAGAAAGUGUACUGUGACAUGACUACAGAUGGAGGGGGCUGGACGGCUAUCCAAAAACGACAGGAUGAUUCCACAUACUUUUAUAGGAGUUGGACAGAUUACAAGAAAGGAUUUGGAGACCCAUCCAAAAACUACUGGAUUGGAAACGAUGCAAUUCAUCUUUUAACAAAGACAGAUCAGGAACUACGAGUGGAGCUGUUGAGUUUUUCUGGUGAGAAAGCACACGCCCUGUACUCCGCAUUUCAAGUUGAAGACGAGAACAGUAAAUACCGGCUUACAGUAUCGGGGUACUCAGGAACGGCUGGAGACAGUUUGGAUUACAGUAAUGGACAGAAAUUCACUACACGUGAUCAGGAUAACGAGAUGUGGAACAUCGGUAACUGCGCGGUACACCAUCAAGGAGCCUGGUGGCACGCUAACUGUACUUACUGCAACCUGAACGGGCAGUACGCCAAUUAUGCUAAGUUAGAUUGGACUAGCCCGUACUGGUAUGAUUGGAAAGAAGAAAUGGCGUUAAAAGGGACCGUAAUGCAGAUCAGACCUAAGAAUUAACAUCAAUAUAUAUCGUGCUUAACAGAUCUGUUAACAUCAAAGGACACCGCGCUUAACAGAUCUUUCAACAUAAUUGUAGACCGUGUUUAAUAGAUCUGUUAACAUCAAUAUACACCACGCUUAACAUAUGUCUUAACAUCAAUAUGUACCGCGCUUAACCGAUCUGUUAACAGCAAUAUAGACUGCUCUUAAACAGAUUUUUUAACAUCAAUAUAUGCCGCGCUUAACAUAUCUGUUAACAUCAAUAUAUACCGCGCUUAACAGAUGUGUUAACAUGCAUAUAUACCGUGAUUGACAUAUCUGUUAACAUCAAUAUAUACCGCGCUUAACAGAUGUGUUAACAUGCAUAAAUACCGUGCUUGACAGAUCUCUUAACAUCAAUAUAUACCGCGCUUAACAGAUCUGUUAACAACAAUAUAUACCGCCUUAACAGAUCUGCUAACAUUGAUAUUUACCACGCUUAACAGAUCUGUUAACAGCAAUAUAUACUGCGCUUAACAUAUAUGUUAACAUCAAUAUAUACCGCGCCUAACAGAUCUGUUAACAGCAAUAUAUACUGCGCUUAGCAUAUAUCUUAACAUUAAUAUAUACCGCACUUAACAGAUCUGUUAACAUCAAUUUAUACUGCACUUAACAGACAUGUUAGCAUCAAUAUGUACAGCGCUUAACAGAUUUGUUAAAAUCAAAAUAUGUAGCGCGCUUAAGAGAUGACAAAAUUGUGUCCUAAAGAUACUUAUUUUACAUCAUAAAUCUAUGAUGAAAGCAGGUGGUGAUCCGGGUUAGAAUAUAUCGUCAGUACCCCUUGCUUGUCGUAAAAUAUUACUAAAUAGGGCUGUUCUUCGAAUGAGAGGGCAAAAACCGACGUACCAUGUCACUGCAGGUACUGCGCGAUAAAGAUCCCUCUCUGCUCAAAGGCCGAAAGCGACGAGCAUAGGCCUAAAUUUUGCAUCCCUUCACCACCAAUGGUGACGUCUGUAUGCGAGUGAAACUUUCUAUGAAGUGGGAUAGCAACGGAUGGCUCAUCAAUACCAAUGAAAGUAUACGUAUUUUAACAAUUUAACCGUUAAGUAGUGAAUGGUAGCACGUCGUGUGGAAUGACUAUAUUAUAUGUAUAUAUAAUUCUGUCAAACAAAUGAUCAACAUAGUAUAUGUACUACAUGAUCUGUAUUAUUUUGAAUAAUACAUUAAUGUUUGUGGUGUAUUAUUAAUCAUCAUGAUACUUUGUUGUGCAUAUUGUAAAUAUGUAUGCCAUUGAAUGUGUUCUAAAAGAAAUAGUUUGUAUUUCAGAUAAUGAUCAUCAUAGAGAAAGUUAUUUUGAUUCAUGCAAAUAAUCAUCAUAACGACAUCUUAUUUUGACAUAGGCACCUAUUUUGCAUUACAAACAACUAAACUUAGGUAACCUGAAUUCUGUAGAGGUACAAUUCCUUAAUUGUUCAAGACUUUCGUCUCAUUAAUGUUCAUUCAUUAUUGUGGGGUGGUGAAUUUCUUGUUCAAGAUAAAAAAAAAACAUGGCUUUUCUUAGCUUUUGGAAAGAUAUUCGUUAGACUGGCCGUUUUAAUUUUGCUCCAAGUUAAUAUCUAAGCGAUAAAUGAUGUAACAAUGUAAGCGAUAUAUACUAUGAUACAGUAUCACGCUUUUUUUACACAUAUAAAUAUCUAAAUAGUUAUUUAUAAAUGCUAUGAUAUAUGUAAUUGUAUAAUACGUAUUUCUUCAAUAAAUCGCUUAUGCAC
This is a messenger RNA of Ostrea edulis (European flat oyster), 2866 nucleotides long. Its product is annotated as fibrinogen-like protein A. The transcript has 5 exons. The record is from RefSeq and is a predicted model, not a curated record. Bases 183 to 1136 code for a protein of 317 amino acids. Lineage: Eukaryota; Metazoa; Mollusca; Bivalvia; Ostreida; Ostreidae.